Molecule: messenger RNA, 9132 nt
Organism: Bemisia tabaci
Lineage: Eukaryota; Metazoa; Arthropoda; Insecta; Hemiptera; Aleyrodidae
Product: inositol hexakisphosphate and diphosphoinositol-pentakisphosphate kinase
Biological process (GO): inositol phosphate biosynthetic process; inositol metabolic process
Cellular component (GO): cytosol
Molecular function (GO): inositol hexakisphosphate kinase activity; 5-diphosphoinositol pentakisphosphate 1-kinase activity
Source: RefSeq, a predicted model, not a curated record
ACAAAUCAAUCGAAGAGUUUCUUAUCAGCAAAAGGAGGUAAAGGAGGAAGUGGUUACAUUAUUCUUAGGUCUUUAAACAAAUUUUACUGUUAAGUGUCUCUGAUUCAUAAAUUGAAACCGCAAACACUGCCUGAAUUCAAUGAUAUCUGAAAAGGGAAAUACAACGAAAUGUCCUACACAGAGCUAGAGACUGGCUAUCAAGAUAUCAAGAAAGAGUCUUGGAAUGUUUACUAUUUUACUGAUCAGGAUUUGAAGGUUUUAAAACCAAGAGGUAACAUAGUGGACUCCGGAGAAGAAGACUUUUCUGAAGAUGAAGGAAAGCAAGUGGUGGUUGGAAUUUGUGCGAUGGCAAAAAAAUCACAGUCAAAGCCAAUGAAAGAGAUUUUGACUCGCCUAGAAGAAUUUGAAUUCAUAAAAAUAGUCGUAUUUAAAGAGGAAGUCAUCUUAAAGAGUCCUAUUGAAGAAUGGCCCAUUUGCGAUUGCUUGAUCUCAUUUCACUCAAAAGGUUUCCCUCUAGAAAGAGCAAUUCAGUAUUCAAAGUUGAGAAAUCCUUUUAUAAUCAACAAUCUACCAAUGCAAUUUGAUAUACAAGAUAGAAGAAAAGUGUAUUCGUUGCUUGAGAAUGAAGGUAUAGAGAUCCCUCGAUACGCAGUGCUGGACAGGGACUCACCAGAUCCCAAACAUCAUGAAUUAGUGGAAUCUGAAGAUCACGUUGAGGUGAACGGAGUAGUAUUCAACAAGCCGUUUGUAGAAAAGCCAGUUUCAGCAGAGGACCACAAUAUUUACAUAUACUAUCCUACCUCAGCUGGUGGUGGUAGUCAAAGACUUUUCCGCAAGAUUGGAAGCAGAAGUAGCGUAUACUCUCCAGAAUCUAGAGUGAGGAAAACUGGAUCUUUUAUUUAUGAGGAUUUUAUGCCAACUGACGGGACUGAUGUAAAGGUCUAUACAGUUGGACCGGAUUACGCUCAUGCUGAAGCAAGGAAAUCACCAGCCCUAGAUGGCAAAGUUGAGAGGGAUAGUGAAGGGAAGGAGAUAAGGUAUCCUGUCAUUUUGAGCAAUGUUGAAAAGCUGAUCUCAAGAAAAGUUUGUCUGGCUUUUAAGCAAGCUGUUUGUGGUUUCGAUCUUUUAAGAGCCAAUGGAAAGUCAUUUGUCUGUGAUGUCAAUGGUUUUAGUUUUGUAAAAAAUUCUAACAAGUACUAUGAUGAUUGUGCCAAAAUCCUAGGAAAUAUGAUUUUAAGAGAGCUAGCUCCUACCUUGCACAUUCCGUGGUCUGUUCCUUUCCAACUUGAUGACCCCCCAAUUGUGCCCACAACUUUUGGUAAAAUGAUGGAAUUACGAUGUGUUGUUGCUGUUAUCCGACAUGGUGAUCGCACACCAAAACAGAAGAUGAAAGUUGAAGUUCGCCAUCCCAAAUUCUUUGAAAUAUUCGAGAGAUAUGGUGGUCGCCGCGAUGGUCAUGUGAAGUUAAAACGACCAAAACAGCUUCAAGAGAUUCUUGAUAUUACAAGAGCGCUGCUAUGUGAAAUUGAACUAAGAUCUGCAGAUCCUGAAAUUGAAGAAAAACAAGGCAAAUUAGAACAACUUAAAAGUGUUUUGGAGAUGUACGGCCAUUUUUCUGGCAUCAAUAGGAAAGUUCAAUUGAAAUAUCAACCCAAAGGUCGUCCAAGGGGAUCAAGCAGUGAGGGGGAUGAAGAUCCAGGCGUUGUGAAAGAACCUUCUCUAGUGUUGAUAUUAAAGUGGGGCGGUGAGCUGACUCCUGCAGGUCGAGUUCAGGCAGAAGAACUGGGCAGAAUUUUCCGUUGCAUGUAUCCAGGUGGUCAAGGGCGCCACGUCAGUGGCGGUUCAUCUGAUGGGCCAGGCACACAAGGACUUGGUUUACUGCGGCUUCACUCAACUUAUCGCCAUGAUUUAAAAAUCUACGCAAGUGAUGAAGGCCGUGUUCAAAUGACUGCUGCUGCAUUUGCGAAAGGGCUUCUUGCUUUAGAAGGGGAGCUAACACCAAUACUGGUUCAAAUGGUCAAGAGUGCCAACACCAACGGUUUACUUGACAAUGACAGCGAUGCAAGCAAACACCAAAAUAUAGUGAAAGCAAGAUUGCAUGAUUUGAUGCAGAAAGAUCGCAAUUUUACAGAAGAAGAUAAGGCCCGGAUAAAUCCAUGUAAUUCUCUGAGCAUUGCAACUGCCAUGGAAUUUGUCAAAAAUCCUGUCAAGUGCUGUGAAAGAGUUCAAGAAUUGAUCCAGAAGCUCAUGAAUAUUGUUCGCACUAAGAAAGAUGAUCCCAAAACCAAAGAUGCAAUCUUAUAUCAUGGAGAAACAUGGGAGUUGAUGGGGAGGAGAUGGGGCAAGAUAGAGAAAGACUUCUGCACAAAAAACAACAAAUUCGACAUUUCUAAAAUACCUGACAUAUAUGACUGUAUAAAAUAUGAUUUGCAACAUAAUCAACAUACAUUACAAUUUGAUCAAGCUGAAGAGCUGUACAUCAAUGCAAAAUACUUAGCAGAUAUUGUAAUACCCCAGGAGUAUGGUCUAACUGUUCAAGAGAAACUAACCAUUAGUCAAGGAAUUUGUACUCCGCUCCUCAAGAAAAUAAAGGCUGAUCUCCAAAGAAAUAUUGAAGAGGCGGGUGAUGAAACUGUCAAUAGACUGAACCCUAGGUACUCUCAUGGUGUUUCAAGUCCAGGAAGACACGUGCGCACCAGGUUAUAUUUCACAAGUGAAAGUCAUGUACAUUCCUUAUUAACAGUCUUACGUUAUGGAGGUCUCCUUGAUAGUAUGAAAGACGAGCAGUGGCGAAGAGCUAUGCAGUAUGUCAGUAUGGUCUCGGAAUUGAAUUACAUGUCACAGAUUGUCGUCAUGCUCUAUGAAGAUCCGACAAAAGAUCCAUCCUCAGAGGAAAGAUUUCACGUGGAGCUGCAUUUCAGUCCUGGUGUGAAUUGCUGCGUUCAAAAGAAUUUGCCACCCGGACCAGGUUUCAGGCCUCACAGUCGGAAUGACCAACUGAAAAAUAAUUUACCUCCCAUCGAUCAGGAUGAAAUGGAGUUAAACAGCAUGAGCACAGAUGAAAGAGGCUCACCCACUCCUUCGGACACCGAUAUUGAAGGGGAGGCAUUUAAUUCAAGCGAUAACGAAAAGAAGGGAGAUAAUGAGGGCUCUGGUUUCCGCUCAAAAAUCAAAGCAUCUGACCCUAUACCUAUCUCCUCUCAAACGAACGUUUCAUUAACUGACAGGGCAUCUAACAGUCGAACAAAUGAAGAAGCAACUGGAUUUACCAUGCGGCUAAACGACAAACAAAUUCCAGAGGUGCCCCUCACUGGACAGUCUGAAGAAUCGCAUAAAAAGGUUUUCGAAGUGGAGGAACCAGAACAGCGGUCACGCAGCUACGAUCACUCACGCAAUUCUGAGAGUCAUAAUUCUGUCACUGUAGAAAGUGAAUAUUUUACGCCUGAAACUUGCUCUUUUUUAUCCGAGUAUGAAAUGAGAUGUGCUGUAGCUAAAUAUGACCCGCCUGCAGCUUGCAUGCCUUUAAAUGAUCUAGUCGCCAAGUAUGAAAAGGAUCACCGCAUAGAUGCUCGUCCCCACUCAUCUAAUGAAAUUAACCUGAAAGUCAAGAAUUCGCCCAUUGUCUUAACAACGACCAAUUAUACUCCUUCACGACAUAGAUUGUCUUCAUUAGAUGACAGUAGUAUGCAGUUUGUCCUCGUCAAGAAAGCCAUGCCACAAGUUGUUAAUGCAGGGAGCGAUAAAGUGGAUCUUGUUAGCAGCACCUCAGCUAUCAAAACAGAUUUACAGUCCUUAGAUCUGGCUCAUGUGGAAGUAAUAUCUCAUCAGAUGCGCAAAAUCCAAUUUCCCACCUCUGCCUCAAUAAAAUCGUCAUCAGCCAAAAGUAAAUCACCCAAAACAACGCGGAUCCCCUUGAAACAUUUGAAAUCAAGAUCUCUAGAGAAUAGUCGUAGUCCCUCUAAUUUCAUCCAAUUACAACUUCCAGAUGAAGCUGGCUCUAGACGUCACAGGCACAGCAUAUCAGGGCAAACGAACCAUUUCAGAGUCCUUGGAGCAAGUUGUGGAACUGUCCUUUCUCAUCCGGGUAAUCGAGGUCCAAUCUCUGGUUCUGGAAGCAGCCUGUUCAGUACUGCUGUCAUCAGCGGCUCUUCGAGCGCACCUAAUCUACGCGAUAUGAUAACGAAUGCUGCAUCAAUCGCUGCUAUUGAUGGCUGUGGAGGAGUACCGGCCAUUCGUCCCCUGGAAACUUUGCACAAUGCUUUAUCCUUAAAGAAACUGGACACAUUCCUGGAUUACAUGACUCGUGUCAUGAUAUUCCGCACACCUGGUUCAUCUCCUCCAAAACACCCUUCAACACCUCUCCCCAGCAUCGACAAUCUUGCAAAUUUGAAGCUCCAGUCCCCAGAAAGCAUAGAUUUGCUUGAAUCAUGCAUGCAGCAAUUAUCAAAUUACUCUAACGAGUUUUCCUCCGAAGGUUUUGGAUGGAGUGGACCCCCAUCGCUCGUCUCAAGCAGUGAAGCUUCUUCGCCUGUCAAUAUUCCAGAUUUUUAUCUCAAAGAUGGCUUCUCUAAGACAAGUGAUGGAACAUCCGAGAGUGAACGGCUUCCUCACACAUAUUUUGAUGUUGAUGCAUUCAGUUCGACUGACUUGAUGAGCGAUAAUUAUUAUGGACAUCGAGAUAGUAUUGAAAUCGCUGACCUUUAUGUGCCAAACAAAAAAUCCGAUUUUGAUAAUGAAACGAUUGAAACGAUGCGCAGUACUGCUAUUCAUCAUGCCCAGCUCAACACUAUUUUAUAUUCUCAAUCGCCCUCGAUUCCUCAUUUAGAUCAUGAUAAGUAUGAAGGGAGUGGAGAGUUGACCCCUGUGUCCAGUUCUGAGCUGAAGUUCAAUUGGUCUGACUCGGAAGUGAACAAUGAAUCCGAUAAUGACAUGAUGCAUUUAGAGGCGAAUGAAGAAGAAAAGACCCUCACUUCAACCAUGAAGGAAACUGACCAAUUAAAAGCAGCUCUGAAAGCGCACAUCGAAGCUCAAAAUAAGCUUUCGUCUCAGGUCUGUGCAGACGGUACCUCAGCUGGCACCAUUAAUGAAGUUGUCAGUGCAAGCGGUGAGCCCCUAGAAAGAACUGAGCCAGACAUUGCUGUAGGUAGCUCAAAAAAAGGUGAAAAAGUAAGCAGGUUCCGCGUUGAUUUUCCGCAGUAUGAUACAACAUCCCAAGCAAGUGCCUUGCCUGAUUCUAAUGCAAGCAGUGAUAAAGAGUCUUGAAAAGUCCAUUUGUCAUUUAUCUUUCAGUCGCACAAAACGUUCCUUUUAACAAUAUUUCAAUUCCAAUUCACAGCAAGAAACAGAGAGAGGCGAACAGCACAACUUUUUACCUCUUCUCUUGCCUUUAGAAACGAACUUUCAUUUUUGGAAAAAGUAAAAUUUCAAUGAUUCUUAAUUUUUGAAGUAUUAUUCAAAAGUAUUUGUAUCUCAGUCUGUUUAGUGGAAGGGCUUCCUCAAUUGUCUGUGCGUGUGAUUGUAUGUGUGUAUUUAUCAAAUGAACUUAAAGAAUUGUAAGGUCUUCGUGAAAAUUUUACAGGUAGGCCUUUAAAUUUGGAGCAGCAUUUUAAUGGAAAAUUAAGGGUAGUAAUUUUUAGUUCCUCUUCUUCAGGAUUUUAGUUUAAUGCAUUCCUUGCCAAAAACUGACGAUGUUGCUUUGGUUUUAUUUAUAAAUUGCUGGGCUCAGUAUUGAAAAAAUGCACUUUUUAUGGAAGAAAAGAAUAAAUUUUGGUGCACUUAAGUUGCACUGUUUACCCUUUCAGCCUUAAAACCUUUUAAGCAAUCAAAUCAUGCUGUGUGUACGUUUCAAAGGCUUUAUUUCAUUUAAGAUAUUUAUACCUGUUACGUAUGUCACACACCUAUUAUAAAAAUCUAUUUCUCCCCUCAAAUGCAGGAAUAUUAUUUUGAAGAAAGGUGUUGCAAACUUUGAGCAGUGAGCUAUUAGGAGAACAUAAUGUGGGAAAUGAUGAAGAUAUUGUAACAACAUGGAAAUUUAUGCUUUCCUUAAUCUCAUUUGUAAUUAACUCACUAUAAGAGACUAAUUUUUUUAAUUCUAACAAUUAAAUAAUUUAAUUACCAAAGAAUUAGCCUUUAAAAGGUUGUACAGUUACUUUUUUUGGCACAAGAUGUUAGAAUAUGCUCAUAUGUAAAUCAAUGGAUAAAGCCAUAAUGGAUAAAACUUUCAAUAAUUUUUAUUUUCAAUCAAAAGUCUAGAGACUAGUCUUAGGAAGUUUCUUAGUCAACAUGUUUUCGAGCUUUCUUAUCAGUUAAAAUGUAAUAGGUACGCCUUUUAACUUAGCAGAAGGUAAAAUUUCAACUCCUCUUAUUUAUUGUACCGCUCAUAAAAAUCUAUGUAUAGAAAUGGAUGUAUCUGAAAUCAAGUUAAAAUAACUUGAAUUAUUUAGAUUACUUGAGUUAUUGAUUUUUUGAAAGGUUUCUCAACUUAUUCUCUGCCCUCUCCUCUUGGCUAUCUUUUUAUUUCUAUUUUGAAGAAUAUGUAUCAGGAGAUUUCCUAAUAAUUUUUCACUAGUAAAGUGAUCUUUAGAUGAAAAAACUUCAGUAACACUCCGCAAUAAUUUUUCAUUCAUUCCAGCUAAUCACAACCACCACCAUGUCCUGAUUAGUUCUCACCUUGAGUACUAAUUUUUGGUGUGGGCAUCGAGCCCUCUGCGGCUUUUCCAAUCCCAAACAACUCUCGUUUUUUUACUGAUAUUUAUUUAGUGACCCAAUCUUCUGGCCGAGGUGGAAGGCACCCCCAUUCUUCCUCUUUACUGCAUAUUUUUUCUUUUAUGUAUAUUUUGAUCUCACCUUUGUCCAUCCCACUUUUAUCAAUCUCCAAUACAUUGACUUUGAUCUCUCCAAUGCAUCAAUUAUCGAUUUAAAAUUAUUAGUCCUUGCGGAAGAAGAAUCAGUUUAGGAUCCAUUUCACUGACAUUGAUUUUUUGUAUGAGCAAGUAAUUUUGUAGUAUAUGUGUAUAUUUUGUUAAUAUCCUAAGAAUCAUGUGAUCAAAGUACCUCAUGUAAAGUGAAAAAUUGUAUUCUUUCAUGGCCAAUUUCAAAACCUGUUAAUGAACCCACGAGACAAGGUACAAAGUUAAGCAUUCUGAUACACGUUACUUAAUCAGAAUUUCGUCAGAAUUUCGAAUUACGAUUCUUGCAUCAAAAAUUACUGCAAUCAACUUGUAAGUAAGAUAUUAACGUUUUUAUUUAACAUUGGUUCUGAGAAAUUUGAAUUGCCCGGUCACAAGAAACACAAUACUUCACGUCAAUCCAGUGGCGUACCACAACGGUUUCGGCAGGCUUCUCAAUCAAGCAAUGCUCAUUCCCUAUCCUGUGUUGUCCAAACUAUAAAAAACUUGCUAUAGCUGAGUCAAAGUGUCAAGAUUGAGGCUGUCAGAUUUUCAAAUUGCAGAGACUGUCAUGGUAAUCUUUAGUGUGCACUUAGACUCACAUAGACCAUUGUGUUCUCAUGAGCGGAAGGUUUGAAUUCACGCGUCAAGAAACAUUAAAUAUCUUAGUUAGGAGUUAAUUCAGUAAUUUUUGUUGAACAAAGCAUGUUCUACCUAAAAUUUUGGUCAAGAAGCAUGUAUCAGAAUGCUUAACUUCAUACCUUGUCUAGUGGUCCAUUCGCAGAAAAAUGGAAAAAAGAUCCAUCUUAGAAUUGUUAUUUGAUCAGCAACAAGUGAUCACAAAGUGAUUAAAGAAAAGGAAAAACGCAACAAAUAACAAUUUGAGGAUCAUGUAGGGUACAGUCGACCCUAUUAAUACGCAUUGUUUCACGGCCAAGUUUAUUAAAUAAAAAUUGUCUACUUUACAAGAAAGAGCAUCUUUUACAGGAUUCAGUUUAAAUGCUAAUUUUUUUAAUAAGUUCAAGAUUGGUUUUUCUUUAUUAUCACUGAUUUAUUUGUGAUAGGAGAGACACUAAGAAGAUAGCCUUGUUUUGUUCUGUCAGAUUUGACUUAAACCAGGAUUCCAUCUCUUAUCAUUUUAAAAGUCAAAAAUUUACUUUUCUCCUCAGCUCUGUGGACACUGGCUUAGACAUUUAGUGUCCUCAAAGCCUUAAAAAUAUAACAUUUUAUUUAAAAAUCAAGAAAUUUGGCUCAAUUUUUUUCUGGAAGUCCGAACUUCUCUCUUUGUAAGUAAUCGUUGAAACUUACCAUUACAAACUACUUAUUUCAGAAGAAUUCAUGGAGCAGAUCAAUGGCCAUAGUAAGAAACCAUGCAUCUCCAUUGCAGUGUUACAAAAUUUCCACUCUUAUCUUAUUUUUUCAACGAGAUGCAAGCCAAAUUUAUAUCUUGAAGUUUAUUAAGAAUAUUUUGCUAACAGAGAAGAAUCAAGGAGGUUUUCAAGAAAAUACGCCAACUAGUUUUCCUAAGAAAAAUUUAAGUAUGACAGGAAGUCUGCAACGUCGCAAAUGGAGAUACAUAGUUUUGCACUGCAGCCUGAUUGUUGAAAUUUAUGUCUGCACGACAAGAAUCGAAAAUCGAUAUAUUACACGGCGCAGAUAGGGCUAUGUCUUGUCUAAUCGUGCCGACAUAGCCAGUUAAAGUUUCAACAAUCCGGCUGCUGGAGUCAUCCAAAUUCUUCUCUUUGCAGCGAUUUGCUGUUAUGUUAUAUUAUUAGUUUGUGGAAGUAUUCAUAGACCGAAUUCAUGCUCAAGAAGGUAGGUAUUUAGAACUGCAUCAUUGUUUUUAUUAUUUUAGUAUCAUACUAAACAAAUUGUAACUGCAGGGUUGCCACAAUCAGGAAACCAGUAAAACCGGGAAAUGUCAGGGAAUUUCAAAUUCAAUGGAAACAAGGAAUUAUCAGGGAAAAAGUGUCGAAUCGCUUUUGUUUGCUCUUUAGAAUGUGUUUCAGUUUUGAACAAUAAAGUUUAGGUGUUUGGGUUUGUAGGUGGCUAAUUUUAACCAUUCAGCAUAUUGUCUAGUGACAGAGGAUUUUGCCAAAAUUAUUCGCGGAAUUUCAUUUUCUAACUCUUGUGGCAACCCUGUAACUGUAAAAACUGAUUAACAAAACUCAAUUUAGUAAUUUUUAAGUUUGAAGUGCCUCAAUUGAUUUACUGAUGAGUUUAAUAAAUUCUGUUACCUGUUAAA